GGAAAAGACCGACCGUUUGAGAUUAUCGAUUAUCAGUGACAAAAGAGAGUCAGAUUGAAGUGUAAAUUUUUUUAGAAUGCGUUGCUUAUUUUGAUUCCUUUCAAGUAUUUGUUUGCUUAGGUUUUCUGUUAGUAACUUAGUAGAUCUUCUAAUUUGGUGUCUGAUGGCCUCCAGCUCAAGCGAGUCAGUGCAAAGGAAGCUUGUCAUCAAAUGACUUGUUGCGUGCAAACUAUUCCUAGAUUGAAAAUAUCUUUUAUGGCUUGAGAAGUAAGGGCGAAUAUGGUUUUUCAUUUCAAAUACUUAAGGACAUGGAAGAGACACGAUACGAUGCUGGUGGUCCAGCGGAACAAGGGCCUUCUAAUGCAACAUGGUGGUCUUCGGAUUUCAUUGAAAAAUUUGGUUCUGUUUCUUUAGGUUCUCAGGAAGAGGGUUUUAGCAGCAGGGAAUCACCUAGAACUUUUGAGCAAGAUGGAUUGUCAUCUCAGACAGCCUCACAGAUUUUGUGGAGCACUGGAAUGCUUUCUGAGCCAAUUCCUAAUGGCUUCUAUUCUGUCAUUCCGGAUAAAAGGCUUAAGGAGCAUUUUGACACUAUUCCUACACUGGAAGAGCUUCAGGCAUUAGGUGGAGAAGGUUAUAGAGCUGAUAUUAUUCUUGUGGACUUUGAGAAAGAUAAAAAGCUAUCUAUGCUGAAGCAGUUAAUUCUGGCACUGGUUAAAGGAUUGAAUUCGAACCCAGCUGCAAUGAUUAAAAAGAUUGCUGAACUGGUUUCUGAUUUUUAUAAACGUACAACUACUGAAAGUCCAGCAAAAGCUGCUCUUGACGAAACUUCCCACAUGUUUGAAAAUCAAAGUGUCCAGCUAUUGGGGCAAAUAAAGCAUGGUUUAUGUCGUCCACGAGCCAUUUUGUUUAAAAUUUUAGCAGAUACUGUACAGCUUGAAAGUAAGCUCAUCAUGGGUUUGCCAAAUGCUGGGACUUUUGAGUGUCCAGAUUCAUAUAAACAUAUGUCUGUGAUAGUGAUGUUAAAUUCUGUGGAGCUAUUGGUUGAUCUUAUGCGGUUUCCGGGUCAGUUGAUACCACGAUCAACAAAGGCUAUUUUUAUGACCCAUUUUUCAGCUGUAGGGGAGAGUGAUUCUACUGAAAAUGAAUCGUGUGAUUCACCAUUGGAGCCAAAUAGCCCUCUCUAUGGACUUUCUGAGAAAGUUGAGCAUGACAGUCUGUCACAUAGUGAACCAAAUAUUUUCUGGCGUCGUAGCCGAAGAAAGGUUAUUGUUGAACAGCGGACUGCCAGUUCCAGUCCAGAGCAUCCAUCAUUUAGAGCACGUGCAAGGUCCAUGCUAAGUGGCGAUAGGAAUUCACAUAGAGAUUUUGGGGAUGAUAUUGCUGCAUCAAGAUCUAGUUACAGAUCACAUGGUGCGUCAACAUCAGAAGCUCGUAGAAUGAGAAGAAGAAGCAUUAGCAUGACUCCAGAGAUCAGUGAUGAUAUCGUAAGGGCUGUAAGAGCUAUGAAUGAAACGUUGAAACAAAAUCGUCUGUUGCAAGAGCGCAGGGAGGAUAGUCCUUUGUCCCAUUCUUCAGCUGAUACGAAUGAGUGUCCAGAUCUUCAUAAGAAUGUAUCAAAUUUCCAUCUUGAUGACCACAAUAAAAUAGCUGGCGGAAGCUCUUCAUUGCACAACCUUUCCAGGGAAGAAAUAGAUUCUCAAAAAGCAAUAUCGUUGUCAUUGUCGCCACAUGGCUAUAGGACUCGGAAUUCAGAGAGAAUUGGAGUUUCUGGUUAUGUAGCAAAUGAUGAAAUGGUUGCAACAUGGAAUAAAAUUCUUGGAUCUCCAACGUUCAACAAUAACCCGUUAUUACCUUAUCCUGACUGGAAUAUCGAUUUCUCCGAAUUAACUGUUGGAACUCGUGUUGGGAUUGGGGCUUUUGGAGAAGUUUUCCGGGGUCUAUGGAACGGAACAGAUGUUGCAAUCAAGGUGUUUCUGGAGCAAGAUCUUACUGCAGAAAACAUGGAAGAUUUCUGCAAUGAAAUAUCCAUUCUUAGCCGUCUUCGUCAUCCCAAUGUUAUCCUGUUUCUGGGUGCAUGCACAAAGCCACCACAGUUGUCCAUGAUUACCGAGUACAUGGAGAUCGGAUCAUUGUACUUCUUAAUCCAUCUGAGUGGUCAGAAGAAGAGGUUGAGCUGGCGGAGGAGACUGAAAAUGUUGCGCGAUAUUUGCAGGGGGUUGAUGUGUAUACACCGGAUGAACAUAGUUCAUCGCGAUCUGAAAAGUGCAAAUUGCCUUGUGAAUAAACACUGGACCGUGAAGAUAUGCGAUUUUGGACUGUCCCGAAUAAUGAUCAGCCGUCCAAUGAAAGAUUCCGCCUCUGCAGGAACACCUGAAUGGAUGGCUCCUGAGCUAAUACGCAAUGAACCUUUCACUGAAAAAUGUGAUAUUUUUGGCCUUGGGGUCAUAAUGUGGGAGCUUUGUACUUUAUGUAGGCCUUGGGAAGGUGUACCACCAGAAAGGGUGGGUUAUGCUGUCGCAAAUGAAGGGUCCCGGUUGGAGAUUCCUGAAGGUCCCCUAGGCAGGCUAAUUUCAGAUUGCUGGGCAGAACCGGAAGAGCGGCCAAGUUGUGGCGAAAUACUAACGCGGUUGCUGGAUUGCGAGUACUCUCUCUGCUGAUUCUGUUUACGUUGCCUUU
This is a messenger RNA of Hibiscus syriacus, 2676 nucleotides long. RefSeq names its product serine/threonine-protein kinase EDR1-like. Gene Ontology annotation, molecular function: ATP binding; protein kinase activity. The transcript has 17 exons. The coding region runs from base 309 to 2657 and encodes 782 amino acids. NCBI's taxonomy places the organism in Eukaryota, Viridiplantae, Streptophyta, Magnoliopsida, Malvales, Malvaceae. The record is from RefSeq and is a predicted model, not a curated record. Gene Ontology annotation, biological process: protein phosphorylation.